Alosa sapidissima (American shad) is the source of this 4579-nucleotide messenger RNA. It is a transcript of the gene gpsm2, whose product is annotated as G protein signaling modulator 2. The record is from RefSeq and is a predicted model, not a curated record. NCBI's taxonomy places the organism in Eukaryota, Metazoa, Chordata, Actinopteri, Clupeiformes, Clupeidae. The coding region runs from base 543 to 2669 and encodes 708 amino acids. The transcript has 17 exons. Gene Ontology annotation, molecular function: GTPase regulator activity; protein binding.
AAUAACAACAGAGCCGCAGGCUCUGCCCCAUGAUUACGGCAACGUUGGUCUUUUUCGUCGAAGUGUAACGUUAGCAAAAAGUUUAGGGAAAUGAGGAAAGAGCGGUACAAUAAAUCGCAAUUGACAUAAGCGACUUUUUAAUUAUAUUAUUUUAAUAUGGAUUGUCCGUAAAAUGAAAUGAGUUGCCUGUGGAAUUUAUGAUAUCGAAGCACACCCUGGGAAGCUCCGGAAAGUAGAAAGUUAACGUUAACGGCUGGACUAAGAAAACAAAACGCAUUAUUACUACAGGAGACCUCCCUUAAAAGCAGCUACCAGAAGUUCAGAAGAGCCGCAGAAGAGGGAAUAAAAAGCACUAAACGCACAAGAGCGCUUAAGCCACAGGAGUGUGAAGAACCAGUACUCUUUUAGUGAACACGACGGCCUGGGCUCCCCAUCUCAGCUGUAGCACUGUCGAAGGACACAUUAAACCCUGUCUCCUACUCCCGACUGCCAAAGUAAACCAAUGUCACUUCAUCUGGACCACCCAGCAGGUCUUUUUUUGUAUGUCUUUUCCCCCUUUGCCCUCCCUUUGGCAAAUGUCUGACCAACUUUUCGGAUCUUCUUCGGGAUAUCAGCUUUUAUUAUGCCCUUCAAUGGAUGCCAAUGGCUCUCUGGUUAGCAUGCGAAGUGAGGACCAGUCCUCCCAUGUCCGCUACAGGAUGGAGGCCUCCUGCCUAGAGCUGGCCCUGGAGGGGGAGCGCCUCUGCAAGCUGGGCGACUACCAGGCCGGGGUCUCUUUCUUCGAGGCGGCCAUCCAGGUGGGCACGGAGGACCUGCAGGUGCUCAGCGCAGUCUACAGCCAGCUGGGCAAUGCCUACUUCCACCUGCACGACUUCGCCAAGGCGCUGGAGUUCCACCACCACGACCUCACCCUAACCAGGACCAUUGGGGAUCAGCUUGGCGAAGCUAAAGCCAGUGGGAACCUUGGGAACACUUUGAAGGCGCUGGGUCGCUUUGAUGAAGCUAUUGUUUGUUGUCAAAGGCACUUGGAUAUAGCCCAGGACCUGAACGAUAAGGUCGGCAAGGCGAGAGCACUUUAUAACUUUGGGAAUGUGUACCAUGCCAAGGGUAAGAGUAUCUGCUGGAGCGGGGCAGACCCAGGAGAUUUCCCAGAGGAGGUCAUGACAGCACUAAGAAGAGCCGCAGAUUACUAUGAUGGGAACCUGGCUAUUGUGAAGGAGCUUGGAGACCGGGCAGCCCAAGGCCGGACCUAUGGUAACCUGGGUAACACGCACUACCUGUUGGGAAACUUCCGGGGAGCAGUGGCGUUCCAUGAGCAGCGGCUGUUCAUAGCGAAGGAGUUUGGUGACCGGGCAGCGCAGAGACGAGCCUGCUGCAACCUGGGCAACGCUUUCAUCUUCCUGGGGGAAUUUGAAAUGGCAGCAGAAUACUACAAGAAGGCGCUGCAUUUGGCUCGGCAGCUGAAGGACCGGGCAGUGGAGGCUCAGGCCUGCUACAGCCUGGGAAACACCUACACCCUCCUGCACGACUACGAGAGGGCCAUUGACUACCACCUCAAACACCUCAUCAUUGCACAGGACCUCAACGACAGGAUCGGAGAAGGCCGGGCCUGUUGGAGUUUAGGGAAUGCACACACAGCCUUGGGAAACCACGACCAAGCCAUGCACUUUGCAGAGAAACAUCUAGAAAUCUGCAAAGAGACCGGGGACCGCACCGGAGAGCUGACGGCCCGCAUGAACGUGUCCGACCUGCAAAUGGUGCUGGGUCUGAGUUACAGCACCAACAACUCUGUCCUGUCAGAGAAAGAGAUCGACUACAACCGAGCAGGGGCACGGCCAAGAAUGAGCAGGCGCCACAGCAUGGAGAACCUGGAGCUGAUGAAACUAACUCCCGACAAGAUCAAUCGUGUGAUGGUCCAUGACUUGCGUACUUCUCGUACACAGGGACAGAAAUGGGCCAGUGACAUCCUGACCAAGCCAGCCAAGCCCAGCCUGGGCAAGUCCUCGUCCAGACUCUUCUUUGUGAACCGCUUCAGGGGGAAGAAACACAAGAGUGGCUCCACCAAAGUCCUGCAGGACAGCAGCAACACUCAGGACGCCACGCAGGGCCCCGGGCCUCAGAAGAGGGCGAGUGUGGACACGCUGGGAGACGAGAGCUUCUUUGACCUGCUCAGCCGUUUCCAGAGCAACCGCAUGGAUGACCAGCGCUGCGCCAUUCUGGACAGGAAAAGCAGCGCGUCUGCACCGUCCAGUCCCUCACGGACACCGCCCACCGGCAUGAAGAAAUCGUUCUCGGAGGCGUCCCCUGGCCAGGAGCCGUUCUUCAGCCUGGUGGCGAGCACUCAGGGCCGUCAGCUUGACGACCAGCGCGCGGGCACGGGCGGCAGCCUGCCAGGCCUGCGGCUGACGCAGCACAGGAGCCAAGCCGUGCUCAACCAGCUGAUGGCCAGCGCCGACAACAACGAACCCGACGACCAGUUCUUCGACAUGCUGGUCAAGUGCCAGGGUUCUCGUUUGGAUGACCAGCGGUGUGCCCCCCCACCUCCCCCCAGCAAAGGCCCCACGGUGCCCGACGAGGACUUCUUCAGCCUCAUUAUGCGCUCCCAGGCCAAGCGCAUGGACGAGCAGCGGGUCACUCUGCCCGCCAGCGCCAGCUGCCACCAGCUGUAGUGUCCGCCCUCACCCCAGCCGCCAUCACAGCUCGGCACAUCACAAACUGCUCCUGUACUGCAGCGCAUGCGCGUCCAUACAGGGUAUGCGUAUAGAUGGCGGUGCAGAGACCGUCAAAGAGUUUGGGGGUCAGUUAUAUCUCAGCGCUAGAAGAUUUCCAGGAAAUUAACUGGACGUGGAAUGGGAAAAUGGCUGUUUUUGUCAAAACGGCACAAUUUUCCUAAACUCAGGUUCCAUCCUCUGACCAGAUUUCUGAACAAACAGUACUACACUGUAAGAGUGUUUGGAAAAAUUGGUCUGUCAGAUUUUAUGUUUUUAUUUUUACAUUUACUGCAUAGUAUUCCAAUUUAACCCUUAGUGUAUCUAAGUGUUGAGAUACUUGACUGCAGUUUUGUGUAUUUAUUUUGGCUGAUUUCAUUUGAGUUUUUCUUCCUUUCAUCCUGUAAGUGUAUACUGCCACUUCACUUCUCCUUUCAUCCUGUAAGUGUACACUGCCACUUCACUUCUCCUUUCAUCCUGUAAGUGUACACUGCCACUUCACUUCUCCUUUCAUCCUGUAAGUGUAUACUGCCACUUCACUUCUCCUUUCAUCCUGUAAGUGUACACUGCCACUUCACUUCUCCUUUCAUCCUGUAAGUGUAUACUGCCACUUCACUUCUCCUUUCAUCCUGUAAGUGUAUACUGCCACUUCACUUCUCCUUUCAUCCUGUAAGUGUACACUGCCACUUCACUUCUCCUUUCAUCCUGUAAGUGUAUACUGCCACUUCACUUCUCCUUUCAUCCUGUAAGUGUAUACUGCCACUUCACUUCUCCUUUCAUCCUGUAAGUGUAUACUGCCACUUCACUUCUCCUUUCAUCCUGUAAGUGUACACUGCCACUUCACUUCUCCUUUCAUCCUGUAAGUGUACACUGCCACUUCACUUCUCCUUUCAUCCUGUAAGUGUAUACUGCCACUUCACUUCUCCUUUCAUCCUGUAAGUGUAUACUGCCACUUCACUUCUCCUUUCAUCCUGUAAGUGUAUACUGCCACUUCACUUCUCCUUUCAUCCUGUAAGUGUAUACUGCCACUUCACUUCUCCUUUCAUCCUGUAAGUGUAUACUGCCACUUCACUUCUCCUUUCAUCCUGUAAGUGUACACUGCCACUUCACUUCUCCUUUCAUCCUGUAAGUGUAUACUGCCACUUCACUUCUCCUUUCAUCCUGUAAGUGUAUACUGCCACUUCACUUCUCCUUUCAUCCUGUAAGUGUACACUGCCACUUCACUUCUCCUUUCAUCCUGUAAGUGUAUACUGCCACUUCACUUCUCCUUUCAUCCUGUAAGUGUACACUGCCACUUCACUUCUCCUUUCAUCCUGUAAGUGUAUACUGCCACUUCACUUCUCCUUUCAUCCUGUAAGUGUACACUGCCACUUCACUUCUCCUUUCAUCCUGUAAGUGUACACUGCCACUUCACUUCUCCUUUCAUCCUGUAAGUGUACACUGCCACUUCACUUCUCCUUUCAUCCUGUAAGUGUAUACUGCCACUUCACUUCUCCUUUCAUCCUGUAAGUGUACACUGCCACUUCACUUCUCCUUUCAUCCUGUAAGUGUAUACUGCCACUUCACUUCUCCUUUCAUCCUGUAAGUGUACACUGCCACUUCACUUCUCCUUUCAUCCUGUAAGUGUAUACUGCCACUUCACUUCUCUCUUAAGGUUUUUAAUUCCCACCAGAUUUCAUUGUAGAGUUUAGAAAGGUACAGUUCUCUAUAAUUAUAUUUUUUUAAUUGUCCAUAUGUGUGUAAGCAGUGUGUGCAUGAGAAAAUCUGUUAUGUGUUUGGUAAAACAAUGAACUCCAUAAUGUAUAGCUCCCUGAUAUCCUUUUGUACUUAGCAUUUUGAAGCACAGGGAAUAAAACCUCAUUUGUGUAUAA